AAGGACUUUGACUUUACAUUGUUACAUUCUGAGCCAAAUUCUGUCUGCUUAUGCUACCUACUUUCUUCUUUUAACAUUGACGCUGUUGGAAUGCAAGCACCAUAAGACACUGAGGACAACAUUAACUCCGAGCUCUCUGGUGUACCGUUCGGUUUACUGGCUUUCCCAGAUCAUUGGAAUUGGAUCCUAUCAUUCUGUUCUUGAGGACUUCUGACCCGAAAUGCUUUGAUUCGCUAUCGAGCAUACUGAACUCAUUUGCCUGAACGCGACAUACAACGAACGUUGCAGUUGAGUGACUCAUUGCACUCGCGCUUAAUCGGGUAGAUCGCCGAGUGGCUCAAUCAACGAAAGGCGAAAGGAGUGGCGAAGACUUCCGGAUACGUCAACGCAACUCACCCUUUCACGCUUCACAUCAUUCUUUUUAUCGCCCUUUGAAGGUCCAUCCUCCAAAAAUGCCGGUCGCCGUAUCCCACUCUGAACUGUUGAAGGACUUUCUAGUUGGCCCACACUGUCUAUUCACUCCACGAUCUUUCUUCCCCGACCGCAUACUACCUAAUCCUAUAUAUUUGAGGCAUGAUGACAUUCCAUCACUAAAGGUCUACGAUAGGUGCCAAUUCCGAACCAUGAGCCACAAGCAGAAACGAUGGGGUGCAUGGAAAUCUGGCAUACUCCUAGGCACUGAUCAUGUUACAUUGCCGAGUGGCCACCAACUACGCCGAUACCUGGUUGGCCAACGUAUUGAUGGCCGAUACUUGGAAGACGGACGAUUCUUACCUCCAUCCACGGAGCGCUCGUGGGUUCUUCCUGCACUAGGCCAACUUUAUCCUGAAGGCGGACCCAAACCUAUGUUGAGGUUUGACGAAGCCCUCCAGUUGCUCAAUUCAUGGCGGUCAGUUUUGACACCUGUUGAUACACACAUACCAAUUCGUGGAGUACAGAGACUUGUUCCCGUUUGGUAUCGUGGGGAAGCCGACGUACUCUCAAUACUACAUCGAGAUUAUGACAGCACUGAAGCAGAUUGCAGUAAUAACUUUCCGGGCUACGCCGUACGACUUAUUGAGGGACCAUUUCUCGAUAAUACGGUAGACACGUACCGGGCACUGCCUGCAACGGACGCCUCCACACAACUGCUAGCUCAAAUGGGGCAAAUAUCAUAUCAAGCGUUGAUUGACAGUGGCAUCGUGAAGGAUCCCAAGGCAACGCCGGGCAUGCUCGAGCUUGGGAAGUACCUCUCCUCACAAUCACUCAAAAGCAAAUCGUCGAUCAAAAGAGCAUCGUCCACAAGACUUCGACACCGGUCUCCACCGGUGUACUGUUCGGCCGAAUUGACAAUUCUGCCCAUACAUGCCCGAUCUUCCCUGGAGGGGGGACUUCUGGAUCAUUCGUUACUGUCUUCUGAACAUGUGCCAAGCCAGGCAGUUUAAUACACUCACCGGUAUCUGUUCACCGAUUCCGACCUUUUCGGUAUCCUGUCACUUCCAGCUCACAGACAGGCUUUCUUCGGUUCCCAUCAUCGCUUUCUGAAUUGCUUUCUUCAUGUCAAAUGCUAUUUCUACGGGACCCCGACUUUGCUAUAACGUUGCUACUGUAUCAUUAGCUGUACCCCUCCAUCUUGCUAUUCCGCUAACGAUGACUGACCGAUAUAUCCAUGAACUCAGUAUAAUACUCGAUUGUUCGAGACUGGGCUACAUUCUCUGUGACAUAUUCACUGCUCUCACUUGACUCUCACCGUCAUUCAGUAUUGACGGAAUUACGACGGGGGCGGUGCAUUUCCUGCAUGAUGUCAACACCAAUAAUAGCUUCCAGCUGUCAGCUGUACCCCUGUACAAAGUUCGCCAGCGGGAAGGCGUGCGGAUCUCAUGACAGUGACCUUUGCGAUUGCCCCAC
Somion occarium is the source of this 1887-nucleotide messenger RNA. Lineage: Eukaryota; Fungi; Basidiomycota; Agaricomycetes; Polyporales; Cerrenaceae. The record is from the annotation of a GenBank genome assembly.